AUGGCUUUUAUGAUGCCUGUCAUUAAACCCGAUUACAAAAUCUAUUCGGGCCAAACACAAACAGCUCCUGGUGACGUGAAGAUGUCCAAAAAGAGUACAAGAAGUGCAUCUCUUACUCCUAGAAUGUCCACGUAUUCUGGAAGUGAUAUUGAGUAUAGAGUGACUACCCCUUUCAAAGCUCUCAGUUCUAGUACAUCCCGAAAAAGUUCUCAUUGUGGUUUCAUAACUCCGACUCCAAAAUCGGCGUCACGAAUGUCCAUCCACAAGUUCCACAGCAACUUGGUUGACAAGCUGAAGAGAAAGUUGCGACUACAGGAUUCUAAGAACAAUUCUGGGGAUGAAGUGUACAUCUGUGACUCUUCGAGGGAUGAAGAAACAUAUGCUCUGUAG
This is a messenger RNA of Limulus polyphemus (Atlantic horseshoe crab), 390 nucleotides long. RefSeq lists its product as uncharacterized. The transcript has a single exon. The coding region runs from base 1 to 390 and encodes 129 amino acids. Lineage: Eukaryota; Metazoa; Arthropoda; Merostomata; Xiphosura; Limulidae. The record is from RefSeq and is a predicted model, not a curated record.